GAGGAUGGCUGAGCAAGGAGACUGCAAGCUGCGAACUUCAAGCAUCUGAUCGCGACUGCGGCUGCACCUCACGACCGUUGCAACCUACUAUCAUCCUGGAUUUUCGUCAAGGCGACUUAGCAUACGAAGACUGAUACAGGAAAACAUCAAAUGAUUCAUCAUCAUAAGAGUACAAGAUGCUUCAAAACAAUAGAGCAACAAACAUUCUCAACCGCGUUCACAGCAAAUCUUGCACGGCACCGUUUUAAGCUGUUUCACGUCCGAAACGCAACGAUUGGAAUUGUUGCUUCAUGAAAGUCCCUCAUGCGUGGGACAAUAUCGAUGAACUUUAUCGGAUUACAAAAGUCCUGCAGCAACCUGAUCAAAGUCCCGCAUGAUGAGUCGGUCAUGUAUUUGAUACCGUACGUGACACCUCAUGACAGUAGGAGUGAGUCCGAGAGUCGGAACCCAUGGCGAGGAGUCCUGGCAAGUUUCGCAACAGGGAGGUGGCUGGGGACAAGGCUUGAUGAGCUCGAAGGUGACCGUGUGGGAGGAGAACGGCACAAGAUCAAUGAUAUCAGCCUGCGGGUUCAACACCCUGCGGCAGAUCUUACCACCUGUGACCGUCGCCGUUCCGAGUGAACUUGCAGGGCAACGCGGUGAUCGACAUGCGUGAAACCGCACCAGCAACAAUGCGAAUCGUUGUCUUCUUCUCACUGUGUACCGGUGAGGUAGGGAAAAAGGAGGAGGGUGGGGUGCACAUAAAUGUUCUUCGAUAAAAGAUGAAAAUGCUU
Messenger RNA from Guillardia theta CCMP2712, 773 nucleotides. RefSeq lists its product as hypothetical. The transcript is spliced from 3 exons. The record is from RefSeq and is a predicted model, not a curated record. Bases 416 to 655 code for a protein of 79 amino acids. Lineage: Eukaryota; Cryptophyceae; Pyrenomonadales; Geminigeraceae.